This is a messenger RNA of Colletotrichum abscissum, 2010 nucleotides long. RefSeq names its product protein phosphatase 2A regulatory B subunit. Gene Ontology annotation, biological process: signal transduction. The coding region runs from base 1 to 2010 and encodes 669 amino acids. The transcript has 6 exons. NCBI's taxonomy places the organism in Eukaryota, Fungi, Ascomycota, Sordariomycetes, Glomerellales, Glomerellaceae. Gene Ontology annotation, molecular function: protein phosphatase regulator activity. Gene Ontology annotation, cellular component: protein phosphatase type 2A complex. The record is from RefSeq and is a predicted model, not a curated record.
AUGAAGCGCUUCAGCCAGAGGGUGCAUGCUCAGCUCUCGCGCGGCAAAGACCCCAAUAAGCCUAAGAAGAACAAGGACGCCAAAGAUGGCACCGCAUCCCCCGGCGGUGCUGGCUCAGGCAGAGAUGCCAACCAGUCACCCAACCCGACGCCCUCGUCCUCCACCACGAACCUCGCCGAUGCCCGCAACAAGCCCCUGCCUCCUAACAACGCCGGCGGAGAGCACGGCACCGCGAACCAGCCCUCUCCAUUGAGCAACCAGCAAGGUGCCGACCGCUUCAGCUCUGCGGGUGCUGCCCAAGGUGCUAACGGGGCAGGUUCUCCAGGCCGUCAUGGAACUUUGCCGCCUACCGUCAUCAUCAGCCCCAGUGCUCCGCACGUCCCACCUCCCGGUGCCGCAGAGACCAUGCCGCACGAUCUCGCGCCCCCCAAGGCCGGCACCAAGUCGCUCAUGUUCGAUCGCCUCCACCAGACUCCCAAGGACGUCCCCGAGGGUCUCAGGACACCCAAGCGACAGCACUCUUCACGAUUCGACAUCUCUGCUCACCGCGAGCUCGAGAAGCUCCCCGGCUUCCACGAGGUGCCCCCUAACCGCCGCCAGGAGCUGUUUAUGCAAAAGAUUGACCAGUGCAACGUCAUCUUUGACUUUAACGAUGCCAGCGGUGACAUGAAGUCCAAGGAGAUCAAGCGAUUGGCGCUCCACGAGCUGCUCGACUACGUUGCUAACAACCGCCAAGUCAUUACGGAACCCAUGUACCCCAGAGUCGUCGAGAUGUUCGCCAAGAACCUCUUCCGCCCUAUCCCCCCGCCGAUGAACCCCCAGGGCGAAGCGUUCGAUCCCGAGGAAGACGAGCCCGUCCUGGAGGUUGCAUGGCCCCAUAUCCAGGUCGUCUACGAGUUCUUCCUCCGAUUCAUCGAGAGCCAAGACUUCAAUACCAACAUUGCCAAAGCCUACAUUGACCACAGCUUCGUCCUCCAGCUGCUGGAGCUCUUCGACUCCGAGGACCCGCGCGAGAGGGACUUCCUCAAGACGACCCUGCACCGAAUCUACGGCAAAUUCCUCAACCUCCGCUCCUUUAUCCGCCGCUCCAUCAACAACGUCUUUUUCCAGUUCACAUACGAAACGGAACGAUUCAACGGUAUCGCCGAGCUUUUGGAGAUUCUGGGUUCCAUUAUCAACGGAUUCGCCCUGCCGCUGAAGGAGGAGCACAAGACCUUCUUGACAAGGGUGCUGAUACCAUUGCACAAAGUCAAGAGUCUGAGCAUGUACCACCCGCAGCUGGCAUACUGCAUUGUCCAGUUCCUCGAAAAGGACGCGUCGCUGACGGAAGAGGUCGUGCUCGGCCUCUUGCGAUACUGGCCCAAGGUCAACAGCACAAAAGAGGUUAUGUUCCUUAACGAGGUCGAAGACAUCUUCGAAGUUAUGGAUCCAGCCGAAUUUGCCAAGGUCCAGGAGCCUCUGUUCCACCAGCUCGCCAAGUCUGUAGCCAGCCCUCACUUCCAGGUCGCAGAGCGAGCGCUCUACUUUUGGAACAACGAGUACUUUUGCAACCUGGUCAGCGACAACGUCGAGAUUAUCCUGCCCAUCAUGUUUGCGCCGCUCUAUGAGAAUUCAAAGGGCCACUGGAACCGCACCAUCCACGGCAUGGUGUACAACGCCAUGAAGCUGUUCAUGGAGAUUAACCCCCAACUAUUCGAUGACUGCUCUCACGACUACACCGAGCAACAGAACAGCGCCGCGGCCAGAGAAGCCUUGCGCGAGAGGAAAUGGGCUUCCAUCACAGACCAGGCCGAGCAAAGACGAUCAGCAAACGGCGCACCGACCGCGGGUAGAGCCCACGCUGGAUCCCUUUCCCGCGUCGACGAGGUUGACGGCACCGAAGACAACCAGAAGCGUCUAGAUUCUCUUAAUCUGCAGGAUGGAGAUCGCAGGGAUCGUCGGCAAGAGCAACAAGACUCGGACGCGGAAGAGAACGGCGAAGUCAAGGCCGAGGCGGACGAGGAGUCAUGA